This is a messenger RNA of Impatiens glandulifera, 1827 nucleotides long. Its product is annotated as ACT domain-containing protein ACR8-like. Lineage: Eukaryota; Viridiplantae; Streptophyta; Magnoliopsida; Ericales; Balsaminaceae. The record is from RefSeq and is a predicted model, not a curated record. The transcript is spliced from 6 exons. Bases 182 to 1522 code for a protein of 446 amino acids.
AUUUAUAGAGAGAGAAAAAAAGAAAGUUCAGUCAAGGCAGGAAAUCAGGGAAAUCCUUUUCAAUGGCGAUUUUGGUCGGUUAACUUGAAUCUUCGCUAGGUAGGGUUAAGGGACGUUCAUCAUCUUCCUCUCACCUCUUUCGUUUUUUUCAUAUCUUUCUUCAAGCAAAAUCACACCAAACAUGAUGGAAUCAUCUGCCCCUGCUUGUCUCGAUGAAUUUGAGAAACUCAUUCAAAGGAUGAGCACUCCAAGAGUAAUGAUCGACAAUGCUGGUUGCUCCGACGCUACAAGCGUAAUGAUUGAUUGCGCUCGUAAGGAUGGAAUUCUUCUGGAAGCAGUUCAAGUUCUUACAGAUCUGAAUCUUUCAAUAAAGAAGGCUUACAUAUCCUCCGAUGGAAGAUGGUUCAUGGAUGUUUUUCACGUGACAGAUUUGGACGGUAACAAAUUAACCGACGAGAGCGUCAUCAACUACAUGGAACACUCCCUGGGAGCAAUUCAUUAUGCAAGAUCAAAAAGCUUUGAAGGUCUAACAGCUCUAGAGCUAACAGGAACGGAUAGAUUAGGUCUUUUAUCGGAAGUGUUUGCAGUUCUCUCCGAUUUGAACUGUAAUGUAGUCGAAUCCAAAGUUUGGACACACAACGGUAGAAUCGCGUCAAUAAUCUAUCUUAAGGAUUGCGAUUCCGGUUUCCCAAUUGAAGAUUCUCAGAAGAUAAACAAGAUCGAAGCUCGAUUGAGAAACGUUUUGAAAGGGGAUAACGAUAUUCGUAGCGCAAAAACAUCUAUCUCUAUAGCCGAUACCCAUACCGAAAGAAGGCUUCAUCAGAUGAUGUUUUCAGAUCGUGAUUACGAAAGAGAACCCAUCAUGAAAGUUAAUUCAAAUCCUCCUAUCGUCAACGUCGAGAAUUGUCUUGAAAAGGGUUACUCUGUUGUCCAUAUUGAAUGUAAAGAUCGAACGAAGCUUCUGUUUGACGUGGUUUGCACGCUUACAGAUAUGCAAUAUGUUGUCUAUCAUGGAACUAUCAACACAGACGACGGCAUAGCUUUCAUGGAGUUGUUUAUUAAGCAUGUAGAUGGAAACCCGAUAAAUUCAGAAGCAGAGAAACAGAGGGUCGUUCUUUGCAUAAAGGCUGCGAUUGAAAGAAGAGGAUCUGAAGGAGUGAGAUUAGAGCUGUGUAAGAAAGACAAGAAAGGGCUAUUAGCCGAUGUUACAAGAACAUUCCGUGAAAACGGGUUAAACGUAACUAGGGCAGAGGUAUCAACAACGAUGGACAUAGCUUUGAAUAUCUUCUAUGUUACGGAUGCAAAUGGAAACCAGGCAUGCGAAAAGUUAAUAGAAUCAGUAAGAGAGAAGAUUGGUUUAAGUGACUUGAAAGUGAAGGAAUUGCCAUUACUGUAUCAGAAACAGAACAAGGGUAAAAGUGACGACACAGUUACGGCAGGGGGAAUGUUAUUAUCACUUGGAUCCAUUGUUAGGAAGAAUCUAUACCAUCUCGGCUUGAUCAGAUCAUAUUUUUUGAAUUAAAUUGAAUGGAUGGGGGUUGCUUUUGUAAAUAUGAUGUUAGAGAGAGAGAUUAGUUAGGUGAUAGUAGUUGUGAUGAGUAGAGAUUGGUGGUGGUCCAUGUAGUAGUACGAUAAUGGUGGGAUUAGAUAGAGAAAUGGGGUCCUCUUUCAUUAAACGCUUGGAAUUCAAGAAAAGUAAAAUGAAAUCUAGAUGAAGAAGAUGAUGAUGAUAACGUGGCAGAAGAUUAUUAGGUAAUAUUGAAUCAGUCUUGUACAUCUGUUCUGUUGGUAAAUAUAUUGAUUUUAUGAAGAACCCGUUUUAUGGUU